Molecule: messenger RNA, 1761 nt
Organism: Diatraea saccharalis (sugarcane borer)
Lineage: Eukaryota; Metazoa; Arthropoda; Insecta; Lepidoptera; Crambidae
Source: the annotation of a GenBank genome assembly
AUGGGAACUUUUAGAGGUUUUAAAGGAUCACUCAGUGAAGUAGGAAUCAAAGGACUUUUUAACAACGAUGGUCGGGGUAGCUUGGGUAAGGGAGGGGGUAGAAGUGGUAUUAGUGGUAUGGGUGGUAUAAUAGGAGGUAAUGGUAGAAGAGGUAAAAGUGGUAACUUUGGUAUUAAAGGAGGUAGAAUAGGUGGAAGGACUGGUAGUACUUUAGGUAAUUUUAGUGGAGAAAUUGCUGAGAGUAGUGUAGAAGGGGAAACUAAUUGGUCUAAUAAAGGCGGAGGCUUUGCCGGUUUAGGAAGUGACAGAGGGGGAAAAGGCGGCUUGUUCUUGUUGUUUAUAUUGAUCACUAAUGGUGCAUGGUUACUGAAGCCCGCAUUAGCUAAGAAAACUUUAGAACUGGAGAAGAAAGAGUGUGACUUACUUUCACCACCUGGCACUAUUGUUCUGUUACCAGCUGGAGCGCCUCCACCACCUCCGGCGCUGCCCCCACCCUUACUUCUACCGCCACCACCAGCGUUCUUACCCCCUCCACCAAUAUACCUGCCAUCUCCGGCUCCACCGUUUAUUUUGCCACCACCUCCCAUUGUCCCAUCGCUGCCGUGUAACGCACCUCAGCCAGCGCCGAUAUAUUUACCAGCGCCUCCUUCACCAAUAGUAUUACCACCACCACCACCGCCACCAUUAAUAUUACCAUCGCCGCCACCACCGCCGGUUGUAUUACCGGCACCACAGCCACAAUUAGUUUUACCAGCGCCGGUACCUCCACCACCAGUUUACCUUCCAGCACCACCCCCUCCGCCUGUAUAUCUUCCUCCUCCACCUCCGCCACCAAUAUAUCUACCCCCUCCACCUCCACCACCAGUAAUUCUACCCCCUCCACCUCCGCCACCAGUAAUUCUUCCCCCUCCUUCCCCACCAGUAUGUCUACCCUCUCCCCAAUCGCCAGUUUAUCUACCACCUCCACCUACAUAUCAACCUACCCUCUUACCCCCUCCAUCUUUACCACCUGCGUUGCCGCCGUCACCUAUAGUGAUAUCCGUCGUUCCACCUGCAUCACCGCCGCCGUCAUAUUCUCUACCCCCACCGUACUCAAGUGUACCCCCGCCAUACUCAAGUGCACCCCCACCAUACUCAAGUGUACCCCCACCAUACUCAAAUUUACCCCCGCGUGCUCCACCCUCGGUGCCGAUGAACGCGUACGUAAUACCACCACCAAUCCCAUGUACUAUAGAACCUAAACCAAUUUUUGAAUCCAAUUCUAUGUUGUCCAAUGUAACAAGCGUUUCCUUCCAUGACGUUUAUAUCCAUCCAGGGAAUAGUGUUUCUAUUCAUGCAUGGGCUCGUUGGUCUCCCGAUAAAGGACUUGUCGUAUACCACGAUUGGGAAAGAAUUCUGAGGAGGAGAAAUUUACGCAAAUAUCCAUUGAGAAUCACCGCUCCGUUAUCUCGUUAUUCAAAAGAAAUAUACAAGGGCGAGUUUUCUGAAUAUUUGGUAGACUGGACGGCACCAGACUUUGGUCUUCGCUGUGGAUAUGGUGCUGCUUCACUGCUCAUCGAAUACCUUAAUGCCACCGAAGUGAUAAUACCCACUAUGUUGUGGAUUUCUGAAGAGAAUAAUAGCAGUAUGAUACUUAUGCUGGAGGCUGGAACAGCGGACCUGAGUGCUGGCAUACUGCGAGUCAUGCAGAGUCGUUUAGACAGAAUCGACUAUGUCAUGCCAAUAUGGAUGUUCAGGAGAAGCAGUUCAAUUUGCCCGUAG